Messenger RNA from Ilex paraguariensis (yerba mate), 799 nucleotides. NCBI's taxonomy places the organism in Eukaryota, Viridiplantae, Streptophyta, Magnoliopsida, Aquifoliales, Aquifoliaceae. The record is from the annotation of a GenBank genome assembly.
AUGUGUGAGGAAGUUUGUCGUCUAGCACUGAAGAGGCGCUACCGCCUUAUUCCACACAUAUACACUCUAUUUUAUUUGGCACAUACAAUGGGCACUCCAGUGGCAACUCCUACAUUUUUUGCUGAUCCAGAAGAUCCCAGCUUAAGAGGGCAUGAGACUUCCUUUAUGUUGGGCCCACUUCUCGUACAUUCAAGGUUUUCACUUUCUUCCUUUUUGGAGAUGACCCUAUGGCCUUUUGUUCAAGCCUUAGAGGAGGAUUGCGUUGUUGAGUUUGAAUCAAGAAAAUUUUCACCAAGUGAGCUGGAGCUGGAUCAAUUGCAGCACACAUUGCCUAAAGGCAUUUGGAUGAGUUUUGAUUUUGACGAUUCACAUCCGGAUUUGCCAGUGCUAUAUCUGCAAGGUGGAUCAAUUAUUCCUUUGGGUCUUCCAUACCAACAUGUUGGUGAAGCAAAUCUGACAGACGAUUUAUCACUGCUUGUGGCUUUGGAUGAACAUGGAAAAGCUGAAGGUGUUCUCUUUGAAGAUGAUGGUGAUGGAUACGACUAUACUAAAGGUGGAUAUCUUCUGACAACAUAUGCUGCUGAACUCCAGUCUUCAGUUGUUACUUUGAGAGUUUCCAAAGUUGAAGGAACAUGGAAGAGGCCCAAACGUCGCUUACACAUUCAAUUAUUGCUUGGUAAAGGUGCUGUGCUUGAUGCUUGGGGCACUGAUGGAGGGGUUCUGCAAAUCAUGAUGCCUUCAGAAAAUGAUGUGUCAAAUCUGGUGUCUGCAAGCGAGAAGCAGCACAAGAUUCGUUUGG